Messenger RNA from Odontomachus brunneus, 1008 nucleotides. Its product is annotated as protein D2-like. NCBI's taxonomy places the organism in Eukaryota, Metazoa, Arthropoda, Insecta, Hymenoptera, Formicidae. The transcript has 3 exons. The record is from RefSeq and is a predicted model, not a curated record. Bases 248 to 868 code for a protein of 206 amino acids.
GUCUGUCAUUACCGACAUCACCACUUUUGACGAUUAUUUGUUGCGUCCUUGUGCAUGCUGUGUAUUUUUGUCUUGCAUAAUCGUUAUUAUCUUCUAUAAGAUGGUUGACAGUUACUAGCUGAUAACGGACUAUACCAAUCGCAAUUAUCGUUGGCAGAGAGGGGAGCGUAUAUUCCAGUAUACUCCAGUUCGUCUCUCAUUUUUACGCUCGCGAUUAUCGUGCCGGCAAGCAGUGGCAAGUACCAACAUGUCUCUCUGUCUUCUCGCCGCAAGAGCUUCAGCAGCAGUAUCACAGGUAGGAUCACGUCUACUGUCAUCUAUGGCUCAGGCUCUGCAAACUCACGAGGUCAUACCAGAUGUGGUAGACAAGGUGCCUGCUGAUGUACUGAAUGUCAGCUAUCCCAACAAUCUUACUGUGGAAAUUGGAAAGGUACUUACUCCAACUCAAGUCAAAGAUCAGCCUAACGUUCAAUGGAGUGGCGAAGCCAAUACAUUUUACACCUUGUGCAUGACUGAUCCUGAUGCACCAAGCAGGAAGGAGCCCAAAUUCCGCGAAUGGCACCACUGGUUGGUCGGCAAUAUUCCUGGAUCAGAUGUGUCCAAGGGAGAGGUUCUGUCUGAAUAUGUUGGUUCUGGUCCUCCGCAAGGUACCGGUCUUCACCGAUAUGUAUUCCUGUUGUACAAGCAAUCCGGCAAGCUGACGUUUGACGAGAAGCGCUUGACCAAUCGUAGCGGCGACAACCGUGGCAAAUUUUCUAUUAAAAACUUCGCUGCUAAGUAUAAGCUCGGUGAUCCGAUUGCUGGUAACAUGUAUCAGGCAGAAUGGGAUGAUUACGUGCCGAUUCUCUACAAACAGCUUAGUGGUUAAGGAUUUAUAUACAGAGAGAGUGUGUAAUAUAAAUCCUUAUUAUAUAUUAUUUAUAUAUCUACAAUUAAAUAUAUAUGUAUAAUGAUGUAUAUCCAACAACUUGUUGAAUAAAUGCGUUUCAAGCAUUCUUUUUAACACAA